This is a messenger RNA of Malania oleifera, 2400 nucleotides long. RefSeq names its product golgin candidate 2. NCBI's taxonomy places the organism in Eukaryota, Viridiplantae, Streptophyta, Magnoliopsida, Santalales, Ximeniaceae. The record is from RefSeq and is a predicted model, not a curated record. The transcript is spliced from 10 exons. Gene Ontology annotation, biological process: Golgi organization; retrograde transport, vesicle recycling within Golgi. Bases 193 to 2202 code for a protein of 669 amino acids. Gene Ontology annotation, cellular component: Golgi cisterna; Golgi membrane.
UCAGAAGCAAAAGCGGACGCUGAGUUGCAUAUCGGCCGUACCGGUGCUCCUUCCCUGUUUUCUCGCAUCUUCACCGCUCUCUUCCCUUUUGAUCCUCGACCGCACAAGGGUGCGCCAUGCGUGACUGCAGCUCCAUCACUCCCACACAGUGAUCUCGAAGAUUUCAAUCGAAGGCAGUGCAAUUCAACGAUCAUGGCUGGCUGGAUCUCCUCCAAACUUAAAGUCGCCGAAACAUUCCUUCAACAGAUUGAUCAGCAAGCAGCAGAGUCGCUGGGGAAGAGUGAGAAGCCACAUGCGAAUGAGCUGAAUUAUGUCAGCCCUCCUAGAUCUGGCGGUGUUGUGCCUUUGAAGGAUCAGCUGAAGAAAAGAACUCCGGAAGCUGAUGAUGUUAUUGGUAAAUUACGCAGUGAUCCUAAUUUCAAUUUAGUCAAUAAUUGUGACCGUGAUAAGGAAAUUUCAAAACCCCUCUCGAAUUCCAAGUCUAUUACUGAUAGUGAUUGGACUGAACUGCUUAGUUCGGCCAAUCAGUCAAAGCCUUCCACAUCAAAUCGUGUGCCUGCAAUUCGUGGUGUGAGGAAAGAUGGUAGGAAGCAAGGGAGCUCGGGCUCAAAUUUGUUGGGAUUGGAGGCCAGGAGGAACCAAAAGAGUAACAAUAAUGUUGUUAAGUUGGUGCAGAGGUCGGACAUUGUGAAUGGCAGUUUGUCAGAUGGGAAGCUAAGUGAUGGGGAAGAGUCUAGGAUAUCUAGUGUGGAAUUGCAAACUGAUGGAAACUUUCGUGAAGGACAAGAAGUUGACUGCAAGUCUUCAGGUUCGGACUCUAUGGCGGAACCAAAGCAUGAUACCAAUCAAGAAAGCAAUGGUGUAUUAUAUUUUAUUGGGGAUGGAGCAAAGCUACAUUCUAGGGAUGUUUCUCAGGAGGUAGUUUCACAGUCUGAUAAUAAAAAUGAUCCAUUAGAACUGGUUUUGGAGUCAGGUAUUGCUGAUAAGCCCAAAGCAGCAAUGGAGAGUUCUGUCACUGAGGAUAUGAAUGGACGUUCUUCUUCAGCCAGUGAUGCAGGGUCCGAUUCGGAUUCAGAUUCAGGUUUGACUUCUGAUUCAGAAAGUGAUCAUGAGAAAGAGGAGAGAAAAAAGAGGAGGGAGAAGAUUAUGGCUGAGAGAGUGGCCGCAAAAGCUGUUGGGGCGAUCAAAGAGCAUGAAAAUGUGGUUGCUCGAUUGGAGGGGGAGAAGCAGAGCUUGGAGAAAAUACUUGAGGAACGGGCCAAGCAGCAGGCAGAAGAGGCUUCAGAACUGCAAACAAGUACGAUGGAAAUGAUUGAAGCUGUUGAGAAAGAGAAGGAGAAACAUAAUAAUACCAGAAUGGAAGUCCUUGCACGAUUAGCUAAACUUGAGACUGCAAAUGCUGAUCUUGCAAGAUCCCUUGUUUCUGCACAGUGGAAUCUUGAAGUAGAGGUUAAUAGAGUGGCAGAACUUCGACAACAACUUGGGUUGAAACAAGCAUCCCACGAAGAACUCAAGAGGAGGAUCUCCCAUACUCGCCAAACUGGAACAUCUCUAAUCCAGUUGGCUGCUUCAAAAGGAGUUGAGUUUGAACAGGAGAUACUUGAGGCAGAAUGCUCCUUCAUAACUGAUGAAAUUGGGCAACUGCAAGAUAAGGCAAAGAAGCUCGAAGCAGACAUUGAAAUGACACGGAAGGAGAUGGAGAAUCCUACUGAAGUAGAAGUUGAACUCAAGCGAAGGCUUGGUCAGCUUACCGACCAUUUAAUUCAGAAACAAGCACAGGUCGAGGCUAUUUCCUCAGAGAAGGCAAUGCUGCUGUUCAGAAUAGAGGCUAUCUCAAGGUUGCUGGAAGAAAACAAGUCAGUGCUGAAUGUCUCUGAUGUUUCGAGUACCUCCUCAAGGUUUGAUUUAGAAUCUGGAAAAUGGGACCUAUCCAAUUCAAAUCUGAUGCCUCAGUUUGAAGACAGAAUUCGUUCAGGCAAACAACAUUUAGGGUCCCUGCUUCGACAAUUGGAUGCUAUUUUUUCUGCGGGGGCUGUGUUUCUACGGAAAAAUUCGACAGCAAGACUAUGGUCUGUGGUUUACCUUGUAUGCCUUCAUGUAUGGGUCAUUUAUAUUCUUUUAUCUCACUCUCAAGCAUCAGAUGGGGGCAGACCCGGUGCUGUCAUUUCCUUGGAGAACAUCAAUAACACUGCUGGUAUCUGAAUUCCUUUUACCUUGUGGUGUUUACCUGUCUCUGCAUUUUUUUAUUUUUAUUUUUCCAAUAUUUAGUUUGGCCUCAGCUUUUGGGAGGCCCUUGUUGCCAGGGGGGUUUCGUGCAUUUUUCGCCCCUGGCCAAUACCACAACGAAUCUGUAGAUUUGUAUUUGCAAAUCAAUGUAUAUCUAUUUAUCCAUUCAUCUAA